UAAUUAAUUAUUUAUUAGACAUUACAUUAUAAAUUAUAAAAAAAUAGCAUUUUUAUAAUAAAUCCUUACAAAAAAUUUUAACUCGACUCUGCAUAUGUCAGGUUCUUUAUAUAUCCGGUUAUUGGGAUAUCUAUUUUACAAUUAAAUUCAAGUUUGGUGAAAUAAUUCACAGCCAAAAAAAAAUUGAAUAAUUUCCUACUUGUUCACGUACUUGUAAAUGCAUAUUUAUAUAUGUCAGAGAAACGCGGCAUAUAUUUACAUAAGAUCGGAUACACGUGAAUGCCAAUUUUCAUUUUACUUUUAAAAUACGAUUCUUUAAUAAUAUAUGAACCGUUAAUAGCCAAUAUCGCCUUUGACUUAAACAACGUCAUCUCGUUGUUCAACGUACCAAGUCCACGUGACACGCAUAUUCGAAUUCUCGCUGUUCGCUAUCACGUUUCAGUUUCGACAAUAUCGGCGGUGGGAAAUAACGUUUCACUCGACAUUCGCGUUUCGCCUUGCAUUCUCAUAAUUUCUUCUUCUUUACUUAUCACCAAGUUGAUAAAAGAAUCGUGCUAAUUCGAUGACUCUUCCAUGUGCUAAUUACGAAACACCAAUUGACACUGAGUGACGAUUGUUAGUGGUGAAAUUGUUCUUGAUUAUAUAAUACAUGUGUGUAAAAUUCCAAAAUAAGUUUCUUCGAAUUGCGCUAAUUUUCUUCAAAUAUGCAGUCAGUCACUUUAGCCGGGUGAACGAGCUGACUUGUCAAACGAAAAAGAAAUUAGGGAAAUGCUUUAACAAUAAGCGAACUGUGAAUGCUAUUGUCAUUUCAAGAAAGAAUUGUUACGACUACGGCAUAAGAUAUGCUGGCAGAAAGUGCGUUGGCUCUGUUUGCGCUCGUUAAUCAGUUCAAUUGAAUAACAUAUUAAUAAAUGCUGCGGGGUCAUCGCGACAGUUAAUCGCAAUGUCCACGCCGGACACGAUGGAUACCAUCGACGAAGCGGAACAAGCGUGGCAUGAGAUGCUGGAGUGUGAGACCGGAUCCCUUUUAGGCAGAGUGGCGGACCUCGAAAGGCAAUCCUUGGCGCAAAGGGACGAGAUAGUUUGUCUUCGCGCCACUCUAGCGGACGCGUUAAGGCGAAUCGCCCAACUCGAGGCAAGAGAAAAACGGGAGGAUGACAGGAACGAGAGGAGAAACGACAGGAUGGUAUCCUCACCCUUAAGGAACGGUCAUGUACCUCUCAGAAGUAGUCAAAAUUCGGUGUCACAGAAGGACUUGAGGCUGCGUCAGACCGGUGGCCUCAGAAAUUCCUCCUCUUCGGGAUCGUCGCAGGAUGUCCGCGAUGCGACAUCCAGUCCGAGACGGCCUGCCAGCUACGUGCAUCCCUCCCAACUUCCUCAAAGGAGAUCCGUCCACUAUCAGUCAACGGGUUCUUUACAUUCCGAUAGUCCGAGUAGUAGUAGUGUUUCUCCGGUGCCAUCGCCAAGCCCUAGAGCUACGCCACUGCCUGUAGCCAGAUCGCCCACGGCAAGAUCAAACGGACCGCCGCAAAGUAGCCUAAGAAGAGCGAAGAGAUGGUCGUCCACCGGCGAUUUUACACAUUCCCCGCAAAACCAGGGAAGCAAUUCCCAGCUCGUCGGUACCAGAUUGUCUGCGUCCACCAAGUCCCUGUUCAACCUGUUCAAGCCACCGGCGAUGAACAACGUCAAGCACGGCACCAGAGACAUGCAGUACAACGAGGAGGAAGGGACCGUCCGCAUGUAUUUGCGCGGUCGACCGGUCGUUCUUUACGUUCCUACAUCCAUGAUGGAAUCCUACGACCUUCACAAAGUUAGUACGCCGCCACAAAGCAAAUUGAAGCUCGAUUGGGUCUACGGUUAUCGCGGGCGCGAUUGCCGUAGCAAUUUACACCUGCUGCCGACCGGCGAGAUUGUAUAUUUCGUCGCGGCAGUCGUUGUUCUGUACAAUAUGGAGGAGCACAGCCAGAGACAUUAUCUAGGUCAUACGGAUGAUGUCAAGUGCAUAGCAAUACAUCCUAACAAAUUGGUCGUCGCAACAGGACAGGUGUGCGGGACGGAUCGUCGGGAUGCUAUGCCACAUAUAAGAAUAUGGAACUCCGUAAGCCUGACGACUCUCAGUGUGAUCGGCAAUGGCGAAUUCGACGGAUCGAUUUGCUGCCUGUCAUUCUCCAAGGCCGACGGCGGAAAUUAUUUGUGUGCCAUCGACGAGACUUCCGAUCAUAAUAUAUCGAUCUGGGACUGGCAGAAGAGCGAUCGUGGUACUAAAGUGACUGAAACAAAGUGCUCUGUCGACACGGUGGUUUGCGCCGAGUGGCAUCCGCUGGAACGUAACCAGAUCGUCUCUUGCGGAAAAGGACAUGUAUCCUUUUGGUCCCUGGACAACGGCGGCAUGCUGUAUAAACGUAUGGGCAUCUUCGAGAGCAGAGAUAAGCCCAGGUAUGUUACCUGCGUUGCCUUCAAUCAAAAUGGCGACGUUCUCACCGGUGACAGCAACGGCAACAUCAUCGUUUGGGCUCGAGGUACUAACACAAUUUCAAGGCUAGUGAGAAAUCUCCAUGAAGGAUCGAUUUUCUCCAUAUGUGUUCUGAAAAAUGGUAACAUUAUCACAGGAGGUGGAAAGGACGGCAAAAUUUUGUAUUUUGACGCUUCUUUGAAUCCGACGGGAGAAGAUGCCCAGAUCGAGGAUCAUUUCGGCGGAAUUCGAACGCUCUCAGAGGGAAGAGGCACUCAAUUAUUAAUUGGCACAACGAGGAACUGCAUUCUCGUUGGCGAAAAUGAUAUGGGUUUCAAUCCUGCAAUGCUAGGCCACGCUGAAGAAGUUUGGGGACUUGCGGCCCAUCCGACUUUACCUCAAUUCGCCACCGCGGGACAUGAUAGAUUGUUGCAGAUGUGGGACAGUUUAAGUCAUACCGUGGUGUGGAGCAAAGAUAUCGGGGAGCAAGCACAAAGUAUUGCCUUUUCACCGGAUGGUAAUAUCAUAGUUGUCGGCUGUGUGUCCGGGAAAUGGUUGGCAAUUGAUAGCGAAACGCGAGAAUUGUAUACACAUCAUAGCGAUGGUUCCGAACCUAUUCAGGUUGUUCAAUUUUCACCUGAUGGUUCCUUGCUUGCACUUGGCUCCAGAGAUAAUUACAUUUAUAUUUAUCAAGUGAAUGACGAUGCAACCAAGUAUAGUCGAGUUGGGCGAUGCAUGCCAAAGCGGAUUCGAAGGCACGGAGGACAUUCCAGUUUUAUAAAUCAUCUCGAUUGGUCUGUAGAUGGUCAAUACUUGCGCAGUAACAGCGGAGACUAUGAAUUGCUUUAUUGGAAUCCUGGUGUUUGCCGUCAAAUUCCUCAGUCUUCAAUGUUAAGGAAUGUUGAUUGGGCAACUCAUUCCUGCGUGAUAUCCUUCGAGACAAUAGGCAUUUGGCCGGAGGGCGCCGAUGGAACUGACGUGAAUAAUUGUACGCGAAGUGGCGACGGCAAACUUUUAGCUACGGGUGAUGAUUUUGGAAAGGUCAAAUUGUUCUCUCAUCCGGUGUGCCAGCCGAAGUCAUUAUAUCAUUCUUAUGGCGGCCACUCGAGUCAUGUAACGAAUGUCUCAUUCUUGCAAGAUGAUUCCCGAUUGGUAUCGACUGGCGGCGCCGAUACCAGUGUUCUCCAAUGGAUAGUAAAUUAAGCGAGUCCUCGUGUUAUUUUCGAGAGCGAGUGAUUCUUAAAAGUGCACUUCAAGAUCGAGUUAAGAAGAUAAACGAAUAUCAGCCUUGCGUUUCUUAAAUCUAAAGAAUUACCUGAAUUACCUAAUCACAAUCGAGCAUCAUGGCUUCUGUUUUAAUUUAAAAAGCUAACGACGGCAUCAUCCUAACACCUCAAUUUCUUGACAUAAAAAUACCGUACGCCGCACGAGGUAAUUAUGAUAAGCAUGUGAAUGUUCUUAAAAAGGUUUUACUUGUUCAAGAGUGGAGAAUCAAACUGACGCCUUGAUUUCUUAACAAUAUGUUUGUCAUCAGGCGCAAAAAAUUUAUAAAUUCGAAUGUACAUACUCUCGUACGUAAAGCAACUCAAUGCACCAUGUGUGCAGCGUGUCUCCUUCUCGUAUCAGUAUAUGUGAUAGCACCGAUGUAAUCUUUUCUUACCAUUAUGUCCAUUAUUGCAUGAUAUUAAUGGAUUUAUCCAUGUGGAUAAAUGAUCGAUAUGAUCACUCUAAGAGCGAGUUUUGAUAGUGUAUUUUAAUUACAACAAUUUGUAAUAUUUUACACUUUAUUUAACACAUUUUUUGGUUUAUUUCUUAUUUUUUGAAAUAUAUUAAGACAGUUUUGCAAGUCUUUUGUUUUCUACAUCACGGUAGAAGACUAAUCUACAAUGUGUUUUUUAUUCCUUUUUUUCUUCUCGCUUUUUGCUUUGUGCCUUUUUCCUUUUCACAUAAUGUUUUAUCGAAAUUGACAAAAUGAAAAGAUUAUAAACUUCGAAAGAGACAUGAACAAGAGAUAGAAACACGAUUUGCCGAUAAAAUAGUGCGAAGAGGCAAAAAUCCGAAACGACAAACAAGAAACAGAAAACAAAAAGCAUAUUGUAGAUUAGACUUUAAUGUAAUCGUAAAAGUUUUUUUUUUAACGAAUUUAAUUUUAUUUUUAU
This is a messenger RNA of Monomorium pharaonis (pharaoh ant), 4611 nucleotides long. RefSeq names its product echinoderm microtubule-associated protein-like 2. The coding region runs from base 944 to 3655 and encodes 903 amino acids. Gene Ontology annotation, cellular component: mitotic spindle. The record is from RefSeq and is a predicted model, not a curated record. Gene Ontology annotation, molecular function: microtubule binding. Lineage: Eukaryota; Metazoa; Arthropoda; Insecta; Hymenoptera; Formicidae. The transcript has 19 exons. Gene Ontology annotation, biological process: microtubule cytoskeleton organization.